AUGUGUCUACCGCGUCUCUACUUAUUAACAGAAAGUUCGUAUUUGAGAAAAGAAUCCGAAGCAUAUGGUCCUCGAACAGAAUUGGAGUACUGGAAAUGUCGUAGGGAUACUUUUGGAUUUCUGAUCUAUCAGUUCCAACAAGCUGAGAGCAAAAGAAUUCUGGAGAGAGCAUUUGAAUCGGCCUCAGAAUUGGAGGAGGAAACAAUUGGCAAAUGCUUAUCGGGAGUGAUUAGGACACUGCUUACGAUUAACACAGUGUCAAAAUAUUACAAUUCCACUGAAAGAAUGACAGCCAUUUUGACCAAGAUAACAAACCAGAUGAUUAAUUCCUGCAAGCGAUAUAUUUCGUGCAAUGGCACAAAAUCUAUCUGGGAACAGCCGGAAGACCUUAUCAAGAAGAAAGUCUUCUCAGUCAUUCGUCUAAACGAAGAAUACCAAGAAUGCUUCCAAAAUAUUAAAGAAGAAAUCGAAUCGAAUGGAGAGAAGGAGUUCCACUUUUGCGAAGUAUUCGUUUUCGGCAAGUUUGAUGCUUUCUGCAACAGACUGAAGAAACUGCUGAAGAUUUUUGAAUGCAUUCAAGUUCACAACAAUAUCCUCAAGUAUCAGCAAGAUGGUGAGUUAUUGCUUCUUGACGAACUUCCUUAUUCACUGGAAGAUACAAUAACGAAAAUGAGAAACAAGGAAUACGACUUUUUAGACCACAAAGACAUACAUUUUGAUGAAGAUUUUGCUGAAGUAAUGAAAGUUUCCAAUGAAAUACAGAAAAGUGUCACAAAUGCCUUCGAUGCGGAAUUCGCGACCAUCAAGUCGACGACUCUGUCGCUCAAGUUCCUCGACAAAAUGGCGAUUCUUCAAUUACCUGGUGCCAACAUGACUGAAAAGUACUUUCAGGUCCUUCGUCAGUACAAGAAUGAACUGGAAGACAUUCAGCUACUUUUCAAAAAGCAAAAGUCAAAUCCUCCAAUUUCCAGAAACUAUUCUCCCGUUGCAGGCAAAAUAAACUGGUGUCGCUUACUAAAAAAGCGCACAGAAGCUCCUAUAAUAGGACUGAGGGAGCGUUGCACCGUCUUAGACACUGACUUCGGGAAGAAAGUACAGAAUAGAUACAAGAAAUUCCACAUCCUCUUAGAAAAAUAUGAAACCGAGACGCAUCACCAAUGGUGUAUGGAAGUAGCACUGGUGUCUCAAAGUCUCCUGGGAAAUAUUUUGGAAGAGGACCUCGACAAUCAAGAUGUGGUCAUCAAUGACAAUGAGCGGCUGUUCGUCCUCAUCCGUGAAGCUGAUUUGCUGUCGCAGAUGUUACUGGAAGUACUCCCGGUGGCUCAAUCGGCCCUUUAUCAGCAACAGGCAAAACUGCUGCGGAGGCAUAAGGAACUGAAAACCAUUCCCAGGGAAGAGCUGAUUCCUUUGUUGGAAAUCCAUUUAGCAGUUUUGGAUGAUAUUCGUAGACCAGGAUUGACAGUCCUUACUUGGUCCAGCCUUAAUCUGGAUUCUUUCUUGCAAAAUUACACGGAUGCAAUUGCUAGAGUUGAAUCCCUUUUCGACAGAUUAUGCAAGAUUUUGAAGCACAGAGUGGAAGAAACAUUAAUCCAAGUAACUGAAGUAGGACUUUGUCCUCUACCUCCAGAAAACCCAGUACCGAUUCAAGCGUUUUUAGAAAGUAUAAAGUCCGUUUCUAAGAAAGGUGGGGAAUACCUUGAUAAAAGAAGUCAUGCCAUGGAAGAUGCUGUCAAAGAGGUCAUCCAGGUUUUCGUAGUCGAAAGCUCUUUCAAAGAUGAAGAAGAAAAAUCCAAACAACAAAAGAAGAAGAUCUUAGAUGCAUCUGUGGGACUGCAACAACAGUGCAGUAAGAAACUUUUGGAAAGUGUAAUUACAUCUGUUUGCGAUUCUCUAGAGACGCUUUUGUACAGUACAUCAUACAACGAGAAAGCUGGUAUGGAAAACAACUUGCUGAAAUAUCCGUGGUUCAGAUCGGAAUUACACCUGAAAGACAAUUCAUUAGCUCUGGUACCCUCGGUGGACGAAGUGCAAGAGGCCAUCAACGAAGCAGCCUCCGAAAUUGUAGCGGCUUCUAAGAAAAUCAGCUUAUGGCAAUUCAAUGAACCCUCUCGGAACGAUCGUCGAACGAGUCGCUUGGAAGGUCCACGCAAAACUCUUUCUUCUAAAUCCGAGUCUGCGGGGACACUGUUCACACUUUAUAGACAAGUUAGCGACAAAAUCGACUUAGAGCCCCAGAAUAUGACAGUGGGAUGCAUUAAACUCUUCCUGGCUCCGGUGAAGAAGCUAUUGAAAGAGGAGUCUUGGAAGUGGUGCGAAGCUUUUGGCUCAGCUUGUCGCGGCAAAUACUACUCCCAUAUGCAGAAGUGUAACCAAGAAGUGAAAGGCUUCAUGCAGAAGUUGACUCAUCCGUUCGAGACUACCGAAGAAAUAAAAGAGCUAAUCUCUGUAUUGGAGGAAAUACGCCAAAAAGAAGUGGACAUCGACUGUGCCAUUACUCCUAUUGAGGAAUGCUAUGCGACUCUGUCAAUAUACAAGUUAGUGCCAAACAAAGAAGAUCUGGAAAUCGUGGAGAGCUUGCGAUACUUAUGGGAAAAGACACAAAAGCUAGCUACUGAAACUCAGAAUACCCUGCUGGACAUGAAAACCCAAUUUCAAAUGCAAUUGGCAGAUAACAUCUCUAGUUUCACUGCAGAAUUUGAGAAGUUUCACAGCGAUUACCAGGAGAAAGGUCCAAUGGUUGUUGGUUUAUCUGCAAUGGAAGCAUCAAACAGACUAGCAGAAUACCAAAACCGUUUUGACACAUUAUGGCACAAGUACAUGACAUAUACAGACGGAGCAAUUUUGUUUGGUUACAAGUGUAUGGAAUUUCCCCGCCUCCAUUACAUUCGCAGAGAAUUGGGCAUGAUGCAAAAACUGUAUAAGUUGUACAACGACGUGCUGGAUAAAGUCAAUGGAUAUCAGGACAUACUGUGGAAUAACGUAGAUGUGGACAAAAUCACUAACGAAUUGAUUGAAUUUCAGAACAGAUGUCGUAAGCUUCCGAAAGGAUUGAAAGAGUGGCCUGCUUUCACAACACUCAAAAAAACCAUUGACGAUUUCAAUGAGCUUUGUCCUCUGCUGGAUCUAAUGACAAACAAAGCGAUGAAGAGUAGACAUUGGAAGAGAUUGAUCGAGCUCACGGGACACGACUUUGACGUUCAUUGCCCACAUUUUUGUCUCAAAGACAUCAUGAAGGCUCCGCUCCUCAGUCACAAGGAAGACAUAGAAGACAUAUGCAUUUCCGCACUGAAAGAAAAAGACAUUGAAGGAAAGCUGCGGCAAGUGACAUCUGAAUGGAGCAACCAGAAUUUGACAUUUGCUACUUUCAAAAAUAGAGGCGAACUGCUGCUUAGAGGGGACACCACGGCUGAAAUCAUAUCCCUUCUUGAAGAUAGUUUGAUGGUAUUAGGAUCCCUGCAAAGCAAUCGGUAUAAUGCUCCUUUCAAGAAACAGAUCCAUAAAUGGGUACAAGAUCUUUCUAAUACUAAUGAGUGCUUGGAAAGAUGGCUUUUCACGCAGAAUAUGUGGGUUUACCUUGAAGCGGUGUUCGUCGGAGGUGAUAUCGCUAAACAGCUACCUAAGGAAGCAAAGAGAUUCAAUACUAUUGAUAAGUCCUGGGGUAAAAUCAUGAUGAGAGCUCACGAGAAAAGCAAUGUUGUUGAGUGCUGUGUCGGUGACGACACUUUAAAGCAGCUGCUGCCAUAUUUGCAAGAGCAGCUGGAAAUAUGUCAAAAAUCCUUGGCCGGGUACUUAGAGAAAAAGCGACUCAUGUUUCCAAGAUUCUUCUUCGUUUCGGAUCCUGCUCUCUUGGAAAUUUUGGGUCAAGCCAGCGAUUCACAUUCCAUACAGUCUCACUUGUUGAGUAUCUUCGAUAACAUUAAAUCACUCAUCUUCGAUGAUCUAGACUACAAUAGAAUCACUGCAAUAGUUUCAUCAGAAGGAGAGAUGAUUAAGCUCAACAAGCCUGUGAAAGCAGAAGGUAACGUUGAGUGCUGGCUUAUGAAUCUGCUGCGGAUGUCCCAUCAGUCUUUGCAUUCCGUUAUUCGAAAGGCAGCUAUUUCGACAACGAGUCCGAAAUUUACCCUCAUGGAAUUCUUGCGAGAGUAUCCUGCGCAGAUCGGACUUUUAUGCCUGCAAAUCAUCUGGACUCGAGAAUCGGAAGUGGCUCUGGCAUAUUCCACUCAAGACAAGAAGGUGAUGCAACAGACCAACGAUUUAUUUUUGGAACUCCUGAAUACCUUGAUUGAGGAGACAACGAAAGGUCUGGGCUCAGUGGAGCGCACGAAGUUCGAGACCUUCAUCACUAUUCACGUGCACCAGAGAGACAUUUUUAAUGACUUGUGCCGCUAUGGAGUGAAAUCUGCUAAAGAUUUUGACUGGAUGCGGCAGUUUCGAUUCUACUUUGAAGCCGAUGAUGAUCAGACGGUCAUUGCCAUCACGGACGUUAAGUUUAUAUACCAGAAUGAGUUUCUUGGUUGUUCCGAGCGAUUAGUUAUCACUCCACUCACCGACAGAUGUUACAUCACGUUGGCUCAAGCACUUCACAUGCACAUGGGUGGAGCUCCAACUGGACCUGCGGGAACCGGUAAAACAGAAACUGUGAAAGACAUGGGUAAAACCCUUGGCAAAUACGUCGUUGUCUUCAAUUGCUCUGAUCAAAUGGACUACAAAGGACUCGGCCGAAUCUACAAAGGAUUAGCGCAAUCUGGAUCUUGGGGUUGUUUCGACGAAUUCAACCGGAUAGAAUUGCCCGUGCUAUCGGUGGCCGCCCAGCAAAUAUCUAUUAUCCUCACAUGCAAAAAGGAGCGCAAAGAGAGCUUUAUUUUCAGCGAUGGGGACGUCAUCAGGAUGAAUCCAGAGUUUGGAUUGUUCCUCACCAUGAACCCAGGAUAUGCAGGGAGACAAGAGUUACCUGAAAACUUGAAAAUUCAAUUUCGCACUGUUGCUAUGAUGGUUCCAGACAGACAGAUCAUUAUUAGAGUAAAAUUAGCGAGUUGUGGCUUUAUCGAAAACAUCACCUUAGCAAGAAAAUUUUACACUUUAUACAAGCUGUGUGAAGAACAGUUAUCAAAGCAGGUUCAUUACGAUUUUGGACUUCGCAACAUUUUGUCUGUCUUAAGGACUCUUGGUGCGAUCAAAUGCUCAAACUUCACAGAUUCAGAGAGUGCUAUUGUGAUGAGGGUUUUGAAAGAUAUGAAUCUAUCUAAACUGAUAGAUGAGAACGAGCCUUUAUUCCUGUCUUUGCUGAACGAUUUGUUUCCUGGUAUUCGUGACCAUAAAAAGGGGGACACAGCCCUAGAAGACGCCAUUGAGCAACAAGUAAAAGAGAACGGUCUAGUAUCGUAUUCGGCUUGGAAAGUAAAACUUCUCCAGCUAUACGAGACUCAACUUGUCAGGCAUGGAAUUGUCAUCCUGGGACCCACUGGCGCAGGCAAGAGCAAUUGCAUCAAGGGACUAAUGGGUGCUUUGACUUUGAUGGGGAAACAGCACAAGGAAAUGAGAAUGAAUCCUAAGGCCAUCACUACACCUCAGAUGUUUGGACGGUUGGACGUGGCGACUGAUGAUUGGACAGAUGGCAUAUUCUCUGCGCUUUGGAGGAAGACGCUCAAGAUGAAAAAAGGUGAAUAUGUAUGGCUGGUUCUUGACGGCCCAGUCGAUUCCAUCUGGAUAGAAAAUUUAAAUUCGGUACUUGAUGAUAAUAAGACUUUGACUUUGGCCAAUGGCGAUCGAAUACCCAUGUCUCCUUGCUGCAAGAUCAUGUUCGAAGUGCACAACUUGGAGAAUGCUUCUCAUGCUACAGUAUCAAGGAAUGGAAUGGUCUAUAUGAGUUCUUCGUGCUUGCCUUGGAAACCCAUAUUAAUAGCUUGGCUGAAUAAAAUUCCAAAGUUGCUCUCUCGGGCAAUUCUUCAACUUUUUGACCGGAAUUUUGAAGCUAUUCUGAAUUGGUCGAUGGAAAACUUAGUCUUCCGAAUGAAAAUCCUGCCUUGCAUGAUCAUCAACCAAAUGAUCAAGCUACUAAAUGGUUUACUGCCGAAAGAAGAAAAGGAUUUAGAUGUGCUGUCGGCAAUCUUGCAAAGAAGUUAUGUAUUUUGUUUGAUGUGGAGCAUCGGAGCUUUCUUGGAAAUUACGGAUAGAAUCAAGUUUCAACAGUAUUUGUUGGAAUAUAAAGAUUAUUUCAUCGAUUUGCCUGUACUCGAAGAUUCAGAAGAUACCAUUUUCGAUUACAAUGUUGACUCCAAAGGUGAAUGGCAACACUGGAAAUUGAUGGUCGAGGACUACAUGUAUGAUCCCCAUGGAGGCAUAGAAUAUUUAUCGGUUCUUGUUCCUAAUAUCGACAUAGUUAGGACGGAUUUUCUGAUACAUACCAUUGCUAAGCAAGGGGAACCUGUGAUGUUGCUGGGUGAGCCUGGGACGGCAAAAACUGUGAUGUUGAAAUCGUAUACAGUCAAAUUAAAUCCUGAAACAGACAUCAGCAAAAGUUUCAAUUUUUCAUCUGCUACGACGCCUUUUCAAUUUCAGAAAACCAUAGAGAGUUACAUCGAGAAAAGAGCCGGCAACAUAUAUGGGCCUGCCGCAGGGAAGAACUUGACCAUAAUCAUCGAUGACAUCAACAUGCCAUUCAUUAACGAAUGGGGAGAUCAGGUGACAAAUGAAAUUGUACGACAGACAAUCGAAAUGGGGGGAUUCUACUGCCUGGAACGUCCAGGAGAAUUCAUAAAAUUAGCAGACAUUCAGUACCUUGCCGCUAUGUGCCAACCGGGAGGAGGAAGAAACGAAAUACCUGAAAGACUCAAGCGGCAUUUUGCCAUCUUCAACUGCUGCCUGCCGGCUGAUCCAUCCAUUGACAAGAUCUUCGGCAGUAUUGUAUGUGGAGCCAUCUGCGAGAAGCAAGGAUAUUCAGCGGAAGUUAUUUCAUUGGCCGAAAAGUUAGUUCCACUCACUCGCAAAUUGUGGCACCUGACAAAGGUAACGAUGCUCCCAACUCCUGCAAAGUUUCAUUACAUUUUCAACUUGAGAGAACUGUCACGAAUAUGGCAAGGUGUAAUAGCAACUCAGCCAUCCAUCCUCAGCGAUCAGGCAACGCUCCUGACCCUCUGGAAACACGAAUGCUGUAGAGUCAUUUCCGACAGGUUUAUUAACGAGCAAGAUACUAACUGGUUUAACAAAAGUUUAACUCGUCUGGCCUCUGAAGAACUAGGCGAUAUAUUUACUGAAAACAAUACCGAGGAUGAAGUUUGCUUUUUUGUGGACUUCUUGAGAGAUACUCCUGAGGUUACAGGAGAAGAUGAAACAGAAGUCGAAAUGCCGAAGAUAUACGAGCCAGUGAAAUCUUUGGAUGCACUGCAAGAACGGCUGACAUUUCUGCUCAGCCUGUACAAUGAAGUUGCACGGACAGCUCACUUGGACAUUGUGUUUUUUAAAGAUGCCAUCUCACACCUUACACGGAUAUCAAGGAUAAUUAGAUCGCCAGGUGGCAAUGCCCUUUUGAUUGGCGUUGGAGGCUCGGGAAAACAGUCUUUGACACGACUCGCCACCUUUAUUGCGCAUUAUAACACACAGCAAAUUAGUUUAACCAGGAAUUACAGUGCUGCAAAUUUCUUGGAAGAUUUGAAAACAUUAUACAGAGCAACUGGAAUCCAUGAUAAAGGCACGACAUUUAUUUUUACAGAUCAGGCUUUGAAGGAUGAAUGCUUCUUGGAAUACUUGAACAACGUUCUUACCUGUGGGGUGGUUUCCAAUCUUUUCAACCGAGAUGAGAAAGCCGAUCUAAUUGCCGAGCUGACGCCCAUGAUGAAACGAGAGCAACCUCGUAGACCCCCGACCCCUGAAAAUGUCAUGGAUUUCUUUUUGCACAGGACAAGGAAGAACUUACACGUAGUGCUAUGUUUUUCACCAGUGGGCGAGAAACUUCGUGCUCGUGCUUUGCGAUUCCCUGGGAUCGUAUCCGGGUGUACCGUGGAUUGGUUCCAGCCAUGGCCAAAAGAGGCUCUCGUCUCGGUGUCCAAGCACUUCCUCCGCGAUUUCGAUCUCCAGUGCGAUGAAAUGGCCAAGAACCAGGUCAUCAACACUAUGGCCGACAUCCACGAGUUGGUGGCAGAGCAGUGUGCGGAGUAUUACCAAAAAUUUCGGAGACCUGCUCACGUGACACCAAAAUCCUUCUUGUCCUUUAUCAAUGGCUACAAACAACUGUAUGAUGAACAGUACCAAGAAAUCGGCAAUACUUGUACGCGUAUGGAAAACGGAAUUUCGAAGCUUGAGGAGGCUUCGCUUCAAGUGGAAAAGAUGAAAGAAACACUGGCUCUGAUGGAAGAGCAUCUAGAGCUUGCUUCAAAAACGGCUGAACAGGUGUUAGCGGAAGUGUCAGUCCGCGCUGAUGCAGCCGAAGUAGUGCGUGAUAGUGUGGAGAAAGCGAAGGAUGCGGCGCAGCAAAUAGUGAAAGAAAUUCAGGUGGACAAAGCCAUAGCCGAAGAGAAGCUGGAAGCCGCCAGGCCAGCUUUAGAAGACGCAGAGGCAGCUCUUAACACCAUACAGCCGACGCAUAUAGCGACUGUCCGAAAGUUGGGAAGGCCACCAGCAUUGAUCAUGUACAUCAUGGACUCUGUUAUGAUACUAUUCCAAAAGCGCCUUCAAUCAGUUCAAGUUGAUCCCAUGAGAAAAUUUGUCAAGCCAUCUUGGGAAGAAUCUCUAAAGUUUAUGUCAACAACUGGCUUUCUAGCGGCCCUUCAGAACUUCCCGAAAGACACCAUCAACGACGAAGUUGUCGAACUGUUGGAACCGUACCUCAGUAUGAAGGACUACAACAUGGAGACGGCCAAGAGAGUAUGCGGAGAUGUUGCCGGACUGUUGUCCUGGACAAAAUCGAUGGCGUUCUUCUUUGGAAUUAAUAAAGAGGUGUUACCGCUUAAGCACAACUUGGCUGUUCAAGAAGCUCGACUUGCAGUGGCCAUGAAGGAAUUGAAAUUGGUGGAACAACAGCUAGAGGAUAAAGAAAAUGAAUUGAAAGAAGUCAAGGCUCAGUAUGAAGAUGCCAUUGCUGAGAAGGAGAAACUGGCCGAAGAAGCAGCAGUAUGCCGAAGGAAAAUGUCCCGGGCUUCCAUGUUGAUCACGGAACUGGGAGGAGAAUACAAACGAUGGACCGAUGAGAGCAAACAACUGAAAGAGCAGAUUAAAAAACUCGUUGGGGAUGUACUGGUGGCCACAGGGUUCUUGUCUUACUCCGGGCCCUUCAACCAAGAGUACAGAUCUGCUCUCAUGCAAGUUUGGCAUAGUGAAAUUCUUAAGAGAAAGAUUCCGGCCAGUGAGAAAAUUAACACGAUGGAGCGACUGGUCACUGCAUCCACAAUAUCGGAAUGGAAUCUAUGUGGACUGCCCAGUGACGAACUCUCAGCCCAAAACGGAGUCUUGGUGACCAAUGCACUUCGGUACCCUUUACUUAUAGAUCCGCAAGCUCAAGGGAAAGCUUGGCUCAAAAAUUCCGAAGCUAAAAAUAAUUUACAGGUUACAUCAUUGAAUCACAAGUACUUCAGACAACUUUUAGAAGAAUGUUUGUCACUUGGAAAACCUUUACUAAUAGAAGAUGUCGGAGAAGAGUUGGAUCCAGUGUUGGAAAAUGUUUUAGAAAAAAAUUACAUAAAGAGUGGUUCUACACUGAAGGUGAUGUUGGGAGAAAAGGAAUGUGAUGUUUUGCCUGAUUUCAAACUAUUUAUCACCUCGAAACUGUCUAAUCCUGCUUUCUCCCCCGAAAUAAGCGCCAAAACUUCUGUCAUUGACUUUACGGUGACUGCGAAAGGAUUAGAGGACCAGUUGUUGGGAAGAGUUAUGCUCUCAGAAAGAGCGGAAUUGGAGAAUGAAAGAGUGAAAGUCAUUAGCGAAAUUGUUGAUAGCAAAACCAACAUCAAACAAUUAGAAGAUAACCUGCUGGACAGCCUAACGAGUGCACAAGGCUCGCUGGUUGACAAUGAGGGGUUGAUAUCCAUCCUCCAGAACACCAAGGCGACGACGCAUCAAGUGUCAGCCAAGCUAGGGGUGGCCGCUGUCACGCAGUCCAAGAUCAACGAGGCCCGAGAGGAAUUUCGCCCAGUGGCUGCGAGAGGCAGCAUCCUCUACUUCCUCAUCGUCGAGAUGAGCGUUAUCAAUGUCAUGUACCAGACGUCGCUCAAGCAGUUCCUUGGACUCUUCGACAUUUCGAUCAUUAGAUCUUUACCUGAUACAGACAUCAAGAGGAGAAUCGAUAACAUCAGUCAGUAUUUAACGUAUGAAGUUUACAGGUAUGCAGUGCGAGGGUUAUACGAACGACAUCGAUUUUUGUUCGUGCUAAUGCUUGCCCUCAAACUGCAGUUGGAGAACGGAAAAAUUACUUACAAUGAAUUCUUCACAUUCGUAAAAGGAGGAGCUUCUUUGGAUCUGAAUUCUGUCUUAACUAAGCCUUUCCUUUGGAUACCAGACAUCAUAUGGCUAAACAUAGUGCAAUUGAGUUACAUUCCUGAUUUCCAGAACCUAACGACGGAGGUGUGCGCCAAUGAAUCGGAAUGGAAAACGUGGUACGAGUCGGAAGCCCCCGAAUCGGCAUCGUUCCCCUGCAAGUACGACCGGAAACUCGGAGAUUUCGGGAUACUGCUGAUGGUGAGAACCUGGUGCCCAGACAGAACUCUUACGCAGGCAAAGAAAUUUAUUGAAUCUUCUCUUGGUUCAAGAUUUGUCGAGGGGGUAUUGUUGGAUUUUGAAGGAUUAUGGAGAGAAUCGGAUAACUUGACGCCUAUUAUUUGCCUCCUGACUACAAGUGGAGAUCCCAGCAACCAAAUUGAACUAAUCGCUCGCAAGACAGGAACGGAGUACAGCUGCGUGUCCAUGGGUCAAGGCCAAGAGGUCCCAGCACGCAAACUUCUCGCCACUAUGACAAAAUCUGGCGGAUGGGUGAUCCUACAAAACUGUCACCUCAGCAUUGAUUUCUGCCACGAAGUUCUAGAAACUAUUUCAGAGCAAAACGAAAUUGACGAGAAUUUCAGGCUGUGGAUUAGUACAGAAGAUCACCCAAGCUUUCCAAUCAGCUUAUUGCAGAUUUCAAUCCGAUUUACGAAUGAAUCGCCCCAGGGAAUCAAAGCCAGUCUCAAAAGAACAUACGCAGGUCUUCCAGAAGACAUCUUGGAGUACAGCAAUGCCACCCAGUGGCAACCCCUUCUCUUUGCAGUCGCUUUCCUCAACACUGUAGUACAGGAAAGGCGCAAGUUUGGGCCCUUGGGAUGGAAUGUCCCUUAUGAAUUCAAUCAAGCCGAUUUCACCGCUUCCAUGAAAUUUGUGCAGAAACACCUUGACGACAUGGACACAAAGAAGGGUCCUUGUUGGCGUACCAUCCGCUUCAUGCUGGCUGAAGUGAAAUACGGUGGCAGAGUUACUGAUGAUUACGACCGAAGAUUGCUCUCAACCUACACCGACGAAUGGUUCAAUGAGACAAUUCUGCAACCCAACUUCGAGUUCCACCCAGGGUACAGCAUCCCCCUUUGCGGCUCCCUGAAGCAGUGCCUAGAAGCUAUCAAAAACAUACCGAACGAUGAUUGUCCCCAAGUAUUUGGCCUACACGCUAACGCAGAUAUUACAUACCAAAUCAACACGGCAAAUGAAGUCCUGGACGCUUUGAUUAGUGUUCCUCCACAAGAUGGCGGAUCCUCUGGAGCAGCCAAGGAGGCAGUGGCUGCCAAAAUGGCUUCGGAAAUGCUUGAAAAGCUGCCUGAUGAAUAUCUCCUUCACGAAGUAAAGCGUGCCAUUGCAGAAAUGGGAGCUUUAGAACCGAUGAACAUAUUUCUGCGUUUGGAGAUGGACCGUAUGAACAAAGUAAUCCAGAGCGUCCGCAGUGACCUUUCUGACCUUCAGUUGGCCAUUGACGGAACCAUCAUCAUGAACGACGCCCUUCGGGAAGCUUUCGAGGCCAUCUACCAUGCUAGAGUGCCCUUACAGUGGGCAAAGAUAUCAUGGGAAUCAAGCACUUUAGGAUUCUGGUUUACUGAACUACUGGAGCGAGACCAGCAGUUUCGCAAGUGGUGUUUUUCUGGGAGGCCCACUACUUUCUGGAUUUCUGGACUUUUUAACCCUACAGGAUUUCUCACAGCGAUGAGACAGGAAGUAACGAGAGCCCAUCAGGGCUGGGCUCUCGACUCCGUAUCACAGCGGAACAAAGUCACCUCCUACCUAAAUCCUGCAGAUGUCUCCGAGCCUCCUUCAGAAGGAGUCUAUAUUUACGGUCUACACUUGGAAGGAGCCUCUUGGGAUAUCAGAGCAGGAUGUUUGAAGGAAUCCAUCCCGAAAAUUCUUUUCGAACCUCUACCUGUCCUUCAUGUGUACGCCAUUAACAGCACCCAAGGAAAACAACCGGACGUGUACGAGUGUCCCGUGUACAAAAAACCGAGACGGACUGAUGAAACCUAUGUCACGUCGUUCGACUUGAAGACGCACCGUCACCCAAAUCACUGGAUACUCAGAGGAGUUUCACUGUUAGCUGAUAUCAAGUAGAAGGAGUGCUCAUCUGAAUCUUCGACAACAUGGAGGAAUACAUAAAUAUGGUGCAAAACAGUCUGAGGUAGAAUCUUUGACAAAAUAUGCCGAUCCUUUCGGCAAGACUAGAAAUUUACUCCUGAGAAGUUGUUUGUGGGCGUUAGAUGGUAGAAAACGAAAACCUGUAUAGUAGGCAACAGCCCGCAAGAGACAAGAGCUAGUAUUUUUUUCGGUGAAGAAUUUGAUAAUUGAAUGGCUCUUCCUACAUUAAUUUAUUUAUAAGAUAGGGGUUUCUGCAGCUUCCAGU
Messenger RNA from Uloborus diversus, 12832 nucleotides. RefSeq names its product dynein axonemal heavy chain 5-like (gene Dhc1). Gene Ontology annotation, cellular component: dynein complex. Gene Ontology annotation, biological process: microtubule-based movement. Bases 1 to 12543 code for a protein of 4180 amino acids. Lineage: Eukaryota; Metazoa; Arthropoda; Arachnida; Araneae; Uloboridae. The transcript is spliced from 72 exons. The record is from RefSeq and is a predicted model, not a curated record. Gene Ontology annotation, molecular function: minus-end-directed microtubule motor activity; dynein light intermediate chain binding; ATP binding.